This is a messenger RNA of Actinia tenebrosa (Australian red waratah sea anemone), 3383 nucleotides long. RefSeq lists its product as uncharacterized. Lineage: Eukaryota; Metazoa; Cnidaria; Anthozoa; Actiniaria; Actiniidae. The record is from RefSeq and is a predicted model, not a curated record.
UGGUUCGAGGAUCGCUUUGUUUCAUCAACUAAACAUUUUUACUCAGGUGUUGUUGUUUUUUAUAUCAAACUAUCCUUAGUAUUAUUACAGUAAUUCAAAAUUUCGGUAAAGUUAUUAUUGUACAAGAUGGCUGGUAGUUUAACUGGGCAACAAAUCGAUGGGCUGUUUGUAAAUUAAUGAACCAUGGAAGCUUAACCAAUUUAGUUAUCAUUUGCAAGAUCCUUAAGCUUUACAGAUUUAAGCAUAUUUAUUGAUCCACAUGGCGUUUUUAUGGAUUUUCAGACCUCUUCUUCGACUCUACUUCAGACAUAAACGAUUGUUUCUUUUAACUGUAGCUGUCGUUGUAAUUUUUUCGGCGUUUUUUCCUUUUCCAGUAAGGAAACCUCUUUCGUCAGUACAGUCGGUCAUGUCUAACAUUAUUUCUAAUCCUUUGGGAAGUGCCCGUGAUAAGGCAACGGUAAAGAAGACUGAUAUUUAUAUUCCUGAACACGAGUUCCAUUUUGAUGACGUCAAAGACAACUCAUUGAGUUUAUUUGGCAGUUCACAGUGUUUGCUGCUAGAUUUGGAUCCAUUCAACGAAGAAGUUACAAAGAAUCAGAAAGAUCUAGGAGAACUCAAGUGUUCAGGUCCGGAGGCUACAAAACUUGAGGGAGGAGUGCUGUCUGUUAAAGGUACUGGCCUACAAGAAGUUACCUAUCAAGCCAUCCAACCUUCGGAAGAUCCAAAGGCUAGUUUUGUCCUUGGUGAUCGGAUGGCAGUUAUAACAGCUCAAGUGCAGUUAACUCCUGGUGGUUCUGACUCCAUUGCCCAUUUUCUUGGAAAAUGUAUCCAUUCUUAUGGAGGAAACAUCAGGCCUGGAUCGCAAUUAGUUCUAUAUGACUUAUGUGGGGAAGAUCGAUUAGAGUUUACACUAGAAGAAGAUGGCACUCUCAGACACAAGAUGUCUGGAUACUGUGUUGGGCCAAAAGCAGAAAUAGCUCAGUCUAACAAGCCUCUUACUAUAACAGACAGAUGUGAUGACUCCACUAAGUUCAAGGGGCUAGAGAAUGGGUUUCUUCAGCACAUGUCAAGUGAAAUGUGUGUUCAUUUUCAAUCCUUGGACUUGGAUCCACCUAACGAUGUGCCAUUAGUGUUUUAUGCUGACUGUAAGGAAAACUGGAAGAUGAGAUUUGGAUGGGCUUCAGAUUUCAAGAAAGGUAAAAACAAGAAGACAGACAUCAACACAGAUGUAUCAGAUGAUUUUAUUCAAGUCAGUGUCCAGUAUGCAGAUGCCUUACCAAGUCAACAACACAUGGAAUACCAUCUUCAAGUAUCUCCAAAGUUUUCUCUACAGGAACCCAAGGAUGCUCAUCUGAAACCCAACAUGUUAAUCUUAAUACUCAAUUCCGUAUCCUUUGCUCACUUCAGAAGAAAGUUGCCCAAGACUUAUGCUUAUCUCAAUCAACUCGCUGGUACUGUGUUCUUUAAAGGGUUCAGUGUUUUUGAUGACAGCUCCAAGUCUCAGUUGGCUGCAAUGUUGUCUGGUAUUACACCUAAUAAUAUUGCUAGUCAUAACAGUUUCGAUGAACUGCCUUGGAUUCAUACUCUUCACAAGGAGCAAGGAUAUGCAACACUUUUUUCUGAGGACCUACCUUGUUCUGCACAGUACAAAGAUACUCUGUGUGGGUUCUCGAAAUCACCAACAGAUCAUUUUGCCCUUCCGUUUUGGUCAGCAGUCCACCAAACGUACAGUCGAGGGCAGAACACAUUUUGUCUGGGUCAGAAAGCUAUCCACAACAUCACUUUCAGCUACUUGCGCGACUUCAUGACAAUCUACACCAAGCUCCCCAAACUAGCCAUUGCUAUGCUUUCAGAGCUCUCCUCAUGGAACCCCAACGGUCUGGGAUACAUGGAUAAGGACUUCGCUCGGUUSUUAGCUUGGUUAAAGGUGGAAGGACAUCUGGACCAUACGAUGAUAACUAUUGUCAGUGAACAUGGAUCGAGAAGCGAACUUCUAAGAAAGACCCUUCAAGGAAAACUCGAGGAACGCAAUCCAUACCUCUCUAUAACCUUACCUCCGAAAGCUCCCAAGGUUUUAUUAGAUGCUAUUCCGAAUCUCAAAGAAAAUUCCAAAGGGCUUGUGACUCCAUAUGAUUUAUAUUCUACCUUAAGGAGUGCGGUGCCUAGCAUUCCGCGUCGUGCUGGAGGUAUGGGCGCCAACUUACUGGAACCAAUCCCCGACACUUCCAAACGUUCUUGUGAAGACCUGGGAAUUCCCAAGCAGUGGUGUCCAUGUUUGUCAGUUCACAAGAUUGAUGCAAACAUAAAAGUUCUCCAAAACGCCGCCCGUAAAGUCCUCCAACACGUGAAUAAAGGUAUAUCCGAGGAUCCCAAAAUGGCAGACGUUUGUCAAAAAUUAGAAUUCUCAAAAAUCAAAGCAGCGACUACGCUUACUCCUAAUAAUGAAGUUCUGAAGUUUAAGUGGUCAAAAGAUGCGGGACAUUGUACUAACUGUGAGCCGGUUUAUGGUGCCAAGACCAAAAGUAUGUUUUAUGUGCUCUACGUCGAAGCGAAGCAGGGAGUGACGAUAAGAGCAAUCGUGAAUAUUUCAAAUGGAAAAGAAUACAUCCAUCCACACGUGGUGUCGUCACAGACUUCCAAGAUGACAUCAUGUUGGGCUACUGAAAAAGGAAAAUAUAGUCAGGCAUGGAAAAUGUGUGCCUGUAAAUAAAUUAUCCGUCACCUCAGGCCGGUCGCUAUGACGUUUUCUGGCAGUACCUGUCAGAUAUUUGCAUCUCGUCAUAUUGUCAGAUGACCGUUUAAUUACCCUUUCUUAUGCGUAAUAUCAGUUUGAGAAAUAAGCCGUUUGCAUAACAGCAUUAUUUGCUAUCACUAGCAGAAUCUCUUCAACACUUUAUUGUGUGUUCCCGUUACUUAGGCUGCGUUUACAUGGUACCGGACAAAUAUAUUAAUUUUUUAUUCUUACGCCUAACCAUGCAAAUUUCGAUACAGUUCCGUGUAAACAGAAGGUAUUUGCAAUACAAUUAAAGAGACGGUUCCGUGUAAACGGUAUUUACAGAUCAACUGAUUAUUGGUCGGUUAAAAAUUCGUCCGUUACCGUGUAAACGCAGGCUUAAUUACCACCAAAAAUAAAAGAGCAAAUAAAAGCUUUUGAGAAAAUUCGCUAAGCAUUCUGGUAGUUGUAGUUAAAUAACGCUAUCGUACAAACGUCCUAUUUAUUGAAAUAAGUGCCUUUGGCAAACAAGGAAUCUUAGCCUUAUUAACAGACCGUUUUCUCAAGGUUGCGUGCGCAUCCAACUUGACGGGCCACAAAACUGAAAAACGCAAAUUCAGUAAAAUUGAGAAGACAGUUUUAUAUUUAAAGAGGAGAAUAUAAAUUGAUU